AUGUCCUCGAAUCCCACGCCUUUGGACAUCCUCUUCGAAGUCACUCGGAGUCUUUACAAAGACGAUGAUCACGCCACACUCUCAAACAUGUCGGUCACCUGCAGAGCCGUGUUACCAUUGUGCCGCGCCCGCCUGUUCUAUUCCAUUGAAUUCCUCCUCCAUACUCCAGCCUCAAACGAAGGUGAGGUGAUCACUCGUCUGCAGAACCUCGACACACUCUUUUUCAACAACCCCAUACUCUCGACAUACGUACGCGAAUUCAAGUUUGGCAACGCGCCCAAUUCGGGUUCAGAGCUACUAUGGUUCAUCAACAAACCGGAAUUAUCUCGCUUGCUUGACUCGUUAAACUGGGCCGAAUUCGAUGAAGAAUUGAAGAGAUCCUGCUUCCGUGCGCGUGCUCGACCCACGCUGAAAAAGCUGUACUUGUCAAGUGUCGAGAAUGUACCGUGGCGUUUCGUCACGGAGCCCGUACAGCUCUAUCACCUGAACGUUUGCGAGGUUACGUUGGACCUCGAGCCAACUUCCGAACCUCCACCUCAACAAGCCCCUCAGCGUUCUUUGAAAGAGUUUAGUUAUGGUUUUUGCGAAGGUACAUUGUUAUUCCUUUUUGAACGCGCAAAAUUCGACUUUACGAAAUUGGAACGCCUAAAUGUGGACCCGGACGAUAUGAAUGAUAUCAAUACGGGUUGGGCUAUCGCUCGUAUAGCCAAAGAAACGCUAGAAAGCUUUGAGAUGUUCCCUCCGGAUUCUUAUCCCUAUCUUUCGCCUGAUGCCAAUACCAUCCAAAUCGACACUUUUUCCCAAUUAUGCCAGAUGACGAUCGACGUGGACCUGCCCGCAAUCCAUCAACUCCUACGAACCACAUCAUUCCCCGAGCUCCUGGAAGCAAGCAUCGGCAUCCGUCUCCAACCCACUGAAAUCCGAAAAGAAUUCGGAGCGCCCCUCGUUGAGAGUCUCAUACCCCUCUUGCAGGAUAUCGACGCGUUGAUAGCGGGUCCCAAGGAAAAGCGCUGCAUGCCGGAGAUUUGUGGGAUUGAUCUUUGUUUUCAUACGGGGGUUGAUGAGGGGUAUGAUGAUCGAGGGAGAGCGUUUUUUGAGGGGUUGAAAGAGAGGUUGGAGAUGCAGGUUAUGGAGGUUUUUCCGGCGUUGUGUAGUGGUGAGUUUGGUCCUGAUGAAUCGGACUAAAUUCCUUACACUUGUCAUGCAUGCAAAUGUACAUAAAACAAUCGAGGUCAUCGUUGUGUGU
Laccaria bicolor S238N-H82 is the source of this 1246-nucleotide messenger RNA. RefSeq lists its product as uncharacterized. The coding region runs from base 1 to 1185 and encodes 394 amino acids. Lineage: Eukaryota; Fungi; Basidiomycota; Agaricomycetes; Agaricales; Hydnangiaceae. The transcript has 4 exons. The record is from RefSeq and is a predicted model, not a curated record.